GUUUUAAUAAAAAAAUUUUACUGCAUUUUAUUGAAAAUGUAAACUUUUGUUUUCUUCAGUUGAAGUAGUUUGUUUAUACUUCUUGAAUUUUCAGGACUGUUAAAACAUGUCUGGCUUUCACAGAAUGUCAAUGUUUCCUUAAGUAUCUUAUAUUGGAUUGUGUUCCCAGAGAUGGUUCUAAAAACACUUUUUUUUGUAGACAGUGCUUGUUUAUUGUCUGUGUAAAAACAAUAUUUGAAAACAUGACAGAAUGUUUAAGAUAUCACAUAUGACACGGACAUUGCCACGACAACAACAGACUUAAAUGGCCUGAUUUCUAUUGUUUGUUUUUAAAUUAGUUGAAUUAGUUGAUUUUGUCCAGAUUUUCAGUGUGGGACCAAAGAAGCCCCCUCUUCUUGUCUGAUUGGAUUUAUGUACUGAAGAUGGUUCUAAAACAAAGUAGUGGAGACAAGAACUAACUGAGAUAGCUGUGUUCAAACUUUCAGAGAAUCAUCUCUUCUUGUCUGGGACAAGCUCAGCUGCUGUACGUCACCAUGGCUGAGACCGAUGACCAACUGAUGACCCAGUGCAAUGCAACAGUCAUCACAGCAUUACCAGAAAACAGGGAGCCCACAUCGGCCGUGGAAGAGCCAAGUGGCACAACCUUCCAUCGGUUCUCCAUUAAGUUUCUCUUUAGCCAUUGGCCAGGCUAUCUGGCUCUUUUGGUCAUAGGGUUUGGCUGUCUUAUUCAUGGAAUUUACCAGCCUUGCACAGCAGACCAUCUCCCUCAAAAGAUUGCAUCCCGCGUGAUGCUCGCCUACUUCUUUGGGGAGCUGGUAAUCAGAGUGGAGGCUCUGGGCAUCCAGGAAUACUUUUCAUACAACUGGCACAGAUUCGACAUCUUUAUUAUUUGUGUAGAGCUUGUAGACUUCAUUCUUGAACUUUGUGAGAUACACCUAUCACUCUCCUAUUCAGUUUCCCCAUUGCGACUGUUAAGCAGGAUUGAAGAGAUGCGCAAGUUGGUGACCAUGCUUGUGGGGAUCCUGCCCAUGCUGGGAAAUGUAAUCWUACUCUAUAUACUCGUCAUAUACAUCUUUGCCAUUGUGGGAGUCCAGCUGUGGGCGGGGGACCUGCUUUACCGCUGCUUUUUGCCAGAUGAGAUGCUUGCAAUGUACAGCAACUUAACUCCGAGCUAUGGGUCUGUCCCUGGCGAAAGAUUUCCCUUCAUCUGUACCCUCGACAAAGGCAUGCGGUUCUGUAAAGACAUACCUGCCAGUCGUGAAGGCAAUCUCAUCUGCACGUUACCCGCUCCCCACCUGGAUCCACUUGCUUCGACCCAUAACGGUAGUCAGUGUGUUAACUGGAACGCAUACUACAACACAUGUCGUAUUGGUGGAGAAAACCCGAACUUGAACUCUAUAAACUUUGACAACAUCGGCUACUCCUGGAUUGCCGUUUUUCAGUCUGUCACACUGGAAGGCUGGUCUGACAUAAUGUACUAUGUGAUGGACGCACACUCCUGGUGGAGUUUUGUGUAUUUCGUCGUCCUCACAAUUCUCGGCUCCUACGUCAUAAUGAACACAUGUGCCGUUGUUAUUGCCACCCACUACUCAGAUGCCAUGAAACAUGAGCCUGAAAGGAGGUUUCCUGGAACCGUGAGCUUCCGUGCAGUUUGGCAGGGUAUAAAGGCAAGGAUUUCAAAACUCGUCUCAAGAGUGAGUAGCAUGUGCGCCCAUCAUCAUCACCACAUAAACGAAUCAUCACCACUGGGCCGGUGCUGGCUGCCUAUCCGUAGGAAGCUAGAGAUGCUCGUGACAGGGACUUACUUCAACAGGUUUAUCACAGGUGCUAUUCUGCUCAACAUCCUAACCAUGGCCAUCGAGCACCAUGAACAGCCUGAGAUGUUGACGGAUGUAUUAAAGAUCUCUAACUUUGCCUUCACGGGUCUGUUUGCCCUGGAGAUGAUCCUGAAACUGGUGGCCUUGGGGCUUGACUACUUUCAGGACUGGAGCAACAACUUUGACUGUCUCAUAGUUAUCAUUAGUAUGUGGGAAUUGCAAGCUGAAAGUGACAGCAGGCUGUCGGUCAUGCGCGCAUUUCGAGCCCUGCGGUUCGGGAGGCUUGUGCAUUUCCUCCCUUACCUGUACAGACAACUGAUGGUCCUGAAGAGGACCAUUGAGGAGGCCGCCAUGCUCUGCUGGCUGCUGUUCUUCAUUAUCUUCCUCUUCAGCGUCGUGGGAAUGCACAUGUUCGGCUGCCUAAUUAAGGGAGACCUACGUGAAUCCGGCAGCAAAAGCUUCGACAAGAUUGACGCGCGGAAAAACUUUGACGACCUCAUUUGGGCCAUGGUCACAGUGUUCCAGGUUCUGACGUUAGAAGAUUGGAACUUUGUCCUUUACAACUGCAUGGCCUCCACCUCACCAUGGACUGCCGUGUUUUUCGUGAUGAUGAUUAUUGUGGGGAAGAACGUGAUUCUCAACAUCUUGGUGGGGAUUGUUGUUGAGAACUUCCAGAACCAGCCCGAAGAUCACGCAACACUUUCAGGAAUUCCUUCGACCAUUGGCCGUCGCGCCACUUUAGCUUCCCAACUUGACCAACUGAACGCUGAGUCCAGCUCUGCUCAGAUGCAGCAGCUUCAAGUGGAAGAAGCUGGAGCUGUCCCGACUGAGCAGGAACUGCAAGCUCUAGGCUGGAAGCGCUGGUUCAAAGAGCACGAAGAUUGGUCCUUCUAUGUGUUUUCUCCACAGAAUAGGUGGCGUAUAUUUUGCGACAAACUGGUGUCCCACAGGCAUUUCAAAACGGGGAUUCAGCUCGUCAUCUUGCUGAACUGCAUUACUAUUGCUUUUGAGAGGCCUACCAUCCCGCCUGAUAGCAAGGAACGAUUUUACUUGGAUAAAGCCAAUGACGCCUUCUCCGCCAUUUUUCUCCUGGAAAUGCUACUGAAGAUGAUGGCAAAAGGACUGAUCAUUGGGAAAACCACCUAUUGCCACAGUCCCUGGAACAACUUGGACGGCUUUCUGGUAGUCAUGUCUGUAAUAGACAUCGCCAUCCUACUGGGGACGGAGGAGGGAUCCUCCAGACCUCUGGCCAUCCUUAAAAUACUGCGUCUGCUACGUGCGCUCCGUCCCCUCAGGAUGAUUGAACGGACCCCCCAACUGAGACUGGCCGUGGAGGCGCUGUUAGCUUCUGUUAAGCCCAUGGGAAACAUCAUUAUUGUUUGCGGCAUUUUCUUUUUCUUUUACGGCAUCCUGGGAGUGCAGCUGUUCAAGGGAAAGUUCUUUUACUGCCAUGGUUCCAAUGUAUCGAUGAUUGUCAACAAGUCGGACUGUCUCUCGUCCAAUUACGAAUGGUUGCUUAAGGAGUACAACUUUGACAACCUGGUUUCGGCUCUGAUAUCAGUGUUUGUCAUGUACUCCAAGGACGGCUGGGUUGAACUGAUGUAUGAUGGACUUGAUGCUGUUGGAGUGGACCAGCAGCCUAUUCCCAACUACAACCUGUGGAUGCUUCUCUACUUCAUCUCGUUCAUCCUGAUGAGCUUUAUAUUGCUCGACAUGUUCAUUGGGGUGAUGGUGGAGACGUUCCACAAAUGCCAACGGGAGCAGCGGAUAGCUCAUAAAUCCAAGAAAAGGCCGCACUCUGUGGCCGAAGAUGAGGGAUUUUUCCUUCAUUAUUCCAAAACACGUCGAAAAAUACAUACCGUGUGUAGCAGUCCUGCUCUGGAAUACUCCAUUACGACCUGCGUCUUCCUCAGCAUGUUUGUGAUGGGAACAGAACACUUCCAGCAGCCUAAGUAUAUAUCAGUUCUUUUAGAGUGGGUCUUCUACAUCUUAACCCUCUUGCUGAUCAUUGAAAUCGUGAUGAAGCUCAUCGCAUUUGGCAUUGUGAGGUACCUGAAAGACAGCUGGAACAUGCUGGACAUUUUUGUCGUCCUGAUUUCUCUAGUCAGCGUUAUUUUGGGCCAGUUGAAGUUCCAGGAGAAGAUGCCAAUCAAUAUGGGCAUCUUCCGUGUGGUGAGAGUCCUCAGACUUGCACAAGUUCUCAAGACCACAAAGAUCAAAGUUUUGCUCAAAACCAUCAUCAGGACUCUGUCGCAGGUCGGAAAUAUCGGUCUCUUGUUCCUGUUUUUCUUCUUCAUCUAUGCUGCGCUUGGAGUAGAGCUCUUUGGCAGCAUCGAAUGCUCCAUAGACUUCCCUUGCCUUGGCCUGCACCGCCUCAGCGACUUCAACAACUUCAUGGUGGCCUUACUGACGCUGUACAAAGUCAGCACAGGAGAUAACUGGAGCGGCAUCCUGAAGGACACGAUGCCAGGGUGCUUGCCUAAUGACGACAACUGUAACCCCUACCUGAACUAUGCUUCUCCCAUCUUCUUCACCUCCUUCGUCAUCACRGUCCAGUUUGUUCUCGUGAACUUGGUGGUGGCAGUAAUCAUGCAGGCGCUGGAUGACAGCAGGAAGGAAGGAAAUGGGGAAACACGGAUGAGAAAUAUUGUACUUCUCAACGAACCUUCGGUGCCCGAUGAAAUCUUCGGGGAGGAAAGCAACUAAACUCAGAGAAACCGCCAUAUUUUCUUUGUAUUGUUUCAGCAACUGUUUUAAUGUUAAAACACAGUUUUAAGGAUGUUCUUGCCUUGUUUCUGUAUGAACUAUACAAUGUUUAUACUUUGUAUGUCAGUUUUUACUCAAGUGUACAUAGAGAUGUCAAAUGUACUGAAGAAUUGUACAAACGCAUGUUAAAUUAUUGAAUAAAUGUAUUUGCCUAAUUUUGAAACAAUAA
Molecule: messenger RNA, 4752 nt
Organism: Poecilia reticulata (guppy)
Lineage: Eukaryota; Metazoa; Chordata; Actinopteri; Cyprinodontiformes; Poeciliidae
Source: RefSeq, a predicted model, not a curated record